Monoraphidium neglectum is the source of this 558-nucleotide messenger RNA. RefSeq lists its product as hypothetical. The record is from RefSeq and is a predicted model, not a curated record. The transcript has a single exon. Lineage: Eukaryota; Viridiplantae; Chlorophyta; Chlorophyceae; Sphaeropleales; Selenastraceae. The coding region runs from base 1 to 558 and encodes 185 amino acids.
AUGCGCGAGCAGCUCCAAUCACUUGAGCGCGCCCUCGCGGCUGCCUCUGCCACAGGCAGCGGCAGCCCCAGCAGCAGCAGCAGCAGCACCACCACCACCAGCGCUGCAGCCGGCCCCAGCAGCAGCAGCAGUCUUGUCACCACUGCCGCCUGCAGCAGCAGCAGCAGAGCCGCCAGCGGCGUCCGGCGGCGGCAGGACGCAGACCAGCUCACAGUCCGGACUGCCGCUGGGGCGCUGGUGGACCUGUUGGUCCCGAACUUGGACUGCGACGCGCUGCAGCCGGCCACCGCGCCGCGGCUCGCGGCUGCCGGCCACGUGUCCGUGUGCACCGGCCGCAAGUGCUGCGCGCAGGGCGCGAACGAGACGCUCGCCGCGGCUCGUGCCGCGGCGGCAGGGUCGGGCGUGGAGGUGGCGCCCUCAAAGUGCAUGGGCAAGUGCGGCCGCGGGCCGUGCGUGCGCGUCCGCGUGGAGGGGCGCGAGGGCUCGGCCCUGACCAAGGGCGUGAGCGCGGCCGCCGCCGAGGUCUUGUUGCGGCAGCAGUUUGGCGUUGAGUGCUGA